Molecule: messenger RNA, 616 nt
Organism: Contarinia nasturtii (swede midge)
Lineage: Eukaryota; Metazoa; Arthropoda; Insecta; Diptera; Cecidomyiidae
Exons: 3
Coding region: 85-474 (129 amino acids)
Molecular function (GO): protein binding
Source: RefSeq, a predicted model, not a curated record
CCAGUGCUGAAUCAGUUAACUAAAGUCGUAGCAGUUUCAAAUUAACAUACAAAAAGGGCAGCAAGUGACAUUUCAUCGUAAAUCAUGGCUGUAGUAGUGUUUGGAUGUCCAGUUUUCGGGAUGAUUUUGGUUACAGUGAUUUUUAGCGUCGAAAUGUUGACAGCAACAGCAGAUACAGCAGAAAAAUCCGAUCAGGCAAUUAGUGUGCUGAAGCACGUCGACUGUGAGCGUCAAUGUCCAUACUAUUAUUUUCCGAUUUGUGCAACAAAUGGCAAACCAAAUGAAAAUCGAAUGUUUGUGAAUAUAUGCGAGAUGCACGCUUGGAAUUGUGACGUUGAAAAAAAAUAUCGGCGAACGAGAAACAAUCAGUGUAAGGAUUAUCGUGAAUAUGUGGACGAUGCAUGGCUUAACUCAAAUAAACCAACUAAGAUCCCAAAACCAUUUAUUCAACAUGGACAGCCACAAAUCGAAUAAUCUUCAUCACCUGAUAUUUUGCCACAUAAGGUUAUCACAGCUGAAUGUUAUUCACCAUUCGCCGCAGCCAUCACCAUUCUAAAUCUAUUUAGAAAAUUAUAUCAUAUAAAAUAAAGAAAAUUAAUAUAUUAUGCAAAUUUAA